AUGACGUUGACGAGAUUCCAGAUACGGAACGAGUACGGAUUGGCGGAUAAGGAGCUGUACCAAGCCGCCGAUAAGGAAGAUCCUGAAGCUUUGCUCGAAGGUGCAUCCAUGGCUGGACUCGUCGGCGUUUUGCGCCAGCUUGGCGACCUCGCCGAGUUUGCUGCUGAGGUAUUCCGUUGCCUGCAUGAAGAACUAAUGACAAGUGCAGCAAGAGGGCAUGGUUUGGCAAUGCGUCUCCAACAGCUUGAAACAGAGUUUCCUUCGAUUGAGAUACCCAUUCUGUCUCAAACCGAUCAUUCAACUUUCUUUUAUGAUCCAGGCAAGUCAUCUUAUUCUGGCUAUAAUAAAGGCUACAAGAGCUGUAUAAACUGUUAUGGAGUCUUAUUCUUGCUUUCAGGCUUGGGAUGGCAUCCUAAUCUGCAAACACAAGAAAACCUGAUUUCCCCACGCAACUUGCCUCGUUGUAUCAUGGAUUCAUAUGAGGAAUGCCGUGGUCCGCCGCAGCUCUUCCUUCUUGACAAGUUUGAUGUUGUUGGGUCUGGAUCAUGCUUGAAGCGUUACUCUGAUCCAUCUUUGUUGAAGACGCAUACUGGACUAGCAGUAGUAGCAACAUCAAAACUCAGCAAAGAUGAGAGACCACGUAAACCAAAGAAGAAAGUAUCACACACAAUUAGUGGAGAGACACCAGGGGAUUCAAGAACAUCACAUGCCAAGUUGCAUCAGCUAUUCUUAUUGGAGCAUGUUGAGAACGGACAUAGAAAUCCUGAAUUCCAUGUGAAAUUGAAGAGAAGACAGCUGAACGGACCUCCAAGUAACUCAAGCUAUGGGACAGGUUACAUGGAGAAAUUCCUCAAGAACUCUUCGCCAUACUGCGAAAGAGUUCAUGGGACUCUGGAUCAGUCAUCUCCGGCAAUGGAAACUGAAGUUACAGUAUGCAGCGUACAAGAAGACUUACCAAUACCUUCCCUGGUUUAUUCAAACUGUGAAGACACUAGAAAAUACAAUAAGAUGGAGGUUCCUCAGGAGAUUACGGUAAAUGAGAGGUCUUUACCCAAUAUAGAAGGAGGACCAGCGAUUUGUUUAGAAAGAAGCUCUUCUGUGAAUGUUUCUUGCAAUGCUAACAAUGAUACAACAGACUCAGAAGCAAAGAAAGCAGACAUUGAUGACAAGGCUUGCUGUAACCUUGAAUUUCCGGGAUUUGGACAGACACAGAUGAUCUGUACUAAUGCAGUCGUGACUGAAACAGAGGUUGUGGCUCAGAAUUCUAAUGUUUUGCACCACUCAACGGAGGAAGGAGAAUCUAGUCCUUUAAGAUCUUCUCCUGGAAGUAAACUACAUAAAGCUGAAGGGUCUGCUGCAAAAAUAGACAUGCCAUUUUCUCAGAUGACACCAGAGAUAGAUUCUGCAGGCAUGGAGACUCUAGAGGUCGAACAAACACCUUUCAGUUUGUCUUGUAACGAGAAUCCUCUAAAUCUUUCCAAAGAUUCUGGAAGUAGCUUAGAGCUUAAGUACAAUAAAGAAAAUGCUGAUGAAAUUGGGUUGAAAUCAUCAGAAGCUUGUGAAGUCUUUGAAGUCAGAAGAGAUCCUAUGGUUAACAUUUCCCCUGAAGCUCAACCAGAGAAUCUGUCAAAGCUUACACAAGUGCCACUGGACGCAUCUGAAAACGGGACCAGAGUUCUUCUUACAAAUUACGUUGAAGAUCAUCAUUCUCAACAUGUUUUCAAUGUGGAGACAGACUCUGAGAUAUCUUUAAGUGGUUUAGUUGAAGACCAGUUUUCAUCCAUUGAGGCUCUGGAACCCGAGAACAUUUCUUCUGAAGCUGAUCUUUCCAUUCCUGAUAGCAAAAGCAGUUUACAGGAAAUACCAGCGGCGUUGGAGUCCGAUUGUCUUCUUCCAAACCAAGAUAUUAGCACAUUUGACAACUUUGAAGAUUUGUCUCUAGCUGCUGUCUCAAAAGAAGACGAAACCAACUCACAAGACGGAUCUUCCAUGAAUAUUGAACAAUCUGGACACAUUUCAACAUUUGAAAUCAGUUCAGAGAAUGGAUCUCUGAUGUCAGAUACUCCAAGAGAUCUUCACAGAGGAAACGAGAACCUCUCGGUCUCAUCUUGGCAGGAAGAAGCAUUGGCCAACCCUGACUUGGCUGAGACACCAUCAUAUCCGGGACAGGAGGAUCCAGAACCCAUGUCUAUUGUUGCAGAUGAUAAUGGUGUGCCAGAGGUACCAAUGCUUGAUACUCAAAGACAUGGUACUUGUUUUACAGGUGAUGUCGAUCACGAGAACCAGAUUGGCCUGAAUAAUAAGGACAGUGAGACCGUCCACGAAAUAGACUUGGAAAAUAUUAAUGAUCCCCAAGAGAGUCUUUUAGGUACUCAAGAAUGCCUGUCACCGGAGUAUUGCAUGCCGACACAGGACCAAGAGCAAGAGAGUUUAUCCGAAACCGGGUCAGCAAAUCCAAUAACAGCAUCACCUGAGCCUCUUCCUUGCCUAGUCUCUACACAAGAUGUACUUGUUGGUGUUCAGGGUUCACCUUCAGAGGAAACAUUAACAUGCGACGAAAAGCUUUUCCCUACAAGCGUAACUGAAAUAGAAGCUCUACAUGCACCACUCCAGGAAAUUUUCACACCAUUGAAUGGUAAUAUCUCUGAGUCUGCUCUUUCCAUGGAUCUGACUGAUCAAGAAAAUCGCUUGGAAGUGUCCCCUGAAUCUAUGGUUGCCUUCUCCACGUCACUCCAUGAAACACCUCACGAAGCUCCAGAGAUAACACCUCCGCUUCCGCCUCUUCCUCCGACACAAUGGUGGAUGGGAAAGCUGGUUGAAACCGAAACCCAGUUCUCUCCAGUGGCAUCACUUGGAGACAGUGGAAACAACAGUUUCUACACUCAUAGGGAUGAAAACACACAGAAUGGAUCAGUUCAAGUGACCGAUACACAAUAUCCAUCGGAAGCGUCAGUGGAAGCCGUGUCGACUGCUGCACAGAUUUCUCUGAGUGAACCAUCUGAAGCAACCGAGGAACAGUCUUUUCCAGCAGUAAAUGGAACGAGCGACAGCUAUAUGCAUAAAGAUGAAAGUACACUGAAGAAGGAAUCAUUUGCUUCUGUAUCACUGCUCACAGCUGAAGCUACACUAGAGGCAGAAUCAGCAGACUGGAGGACUGAAGCAAUGGCGCUUGAGUGGUUUAGUCAGAACUUAAGAGAGCAUACCAAUCCUAACCCGGCAAGGUUAGAAGAGGAACCUCAGCUUGAUGAGAAUGAGAAAGCUGGAAAGCUUCCAAGAGACAAGGACUCGCUUGUUAUUGGCAUUGAUAGAAGCAUGUUGAGGAAGGUACCUGAACGGAACAAGACACAAGUUGGAGCACGAGUGGACGAGAAUGAUUCACUACUCGAGAUCAUAAGGAGCAAGUCGUUCAACCUGAGACCAGCAGAUGCGUCGGUGAGACCCAAUUUUCAAGUAGCUGUUCCCAAAACCAACUUGAAGGCAAUGGCGGGAAGUGACGAGGACCACGAUUCAGAUAGCUGGAGCGAAUGA
Molecule: messenger RNA, 3528 nt
Organism: Arabis nemorensis
Lineage: Eukaryota; Viridiplantae; Streptophyta; Magnoliopsida; Brassicales; Brassicaceae
Source: the annotation of a GenBank genome assembly